AUGGUCAGAACUCUCAAUGGCGUACUAGCCUCUAUACCACUUGUUGUCGGGGCCAAGCACUUCCGAGGUAGCGGCGACUUUCGCGUAGCAGCCCUAUACCUUGCGGAGGCCGCUGACUGGGUCAAUGCCCAGGUUCCCACAGGACAGGACGAAGUUUCUGCCUGUAUUUAUGACGAGAAGAUGUCGUCCGAAAUUUUUCAACACUGCAACUCAUACCUGCGCCAAAAACUGUGCCCAUCCCUUGUGAUGCACAAUGCUGCUCGUGUCUGCAAGCGGUGCAAGAGGAAACUCGCGGCUGACACUGGCUCUGGCGACGACACUUGUGAGACUUUGAUGAAGUCCUCCCUCCGCAGAAACCACGACAGGGAGUGCAAGGUACCUGGCGAGGACCAUCAAUCUGGAGCUGAAAAGAGCAGACUGAACGACAUGGUCGAAGGAAUCAGUGAUCACUACUUGGAGAGUAACGCUUGGACCGACGACUACGCUGCCGAGAUCUCUCGACAGAUGCGCGACAACGAAGUUCAAAUGCAUCGCGACUCAUUCAUUCCUUCCGUGGAUGCCACAGAGCCUUGUGGCAUGAGCCAUGAUGGCACCAUGAGGGUCCAUACUGCCAUGAAUGUUGCCAUGUCGACUCCAGGCUUUAAUUAUCUGAAGCAGCGCCAGCUUCUCGGCUUCCUCGUCGAACUUGGCAAUUACAAUCCCCUGGCGACCCACAGCAAGCUCGAGAAGCUGGACCUCGAAAAGAUCUGCAACGAUCUAUACAUUAUCACCUCCAAGACUCCCUUUAUCAAGAAUGCAUGUCUUGAAGGCAGAGACCCAGACGAUCUCGAGGCCGAUCAGGCCGAUUGGCGCGCCGGAAUUCCUGUUCCGGGUGAGGAUGGACCUUGGAACUUCCUACUGUGGCGCUUGCUUCCCUAUAAAUGUGGAUCGCACAGUUCUGACUGGGAUGGCGAGACCAUCAAACGCCUUUCCGAUGUUUUCCGCGAGAUAGAGACUAAAUUUGGCAUCCGUCUGCAGAAGGGGCCCGAUGGUCCUCCUCAGAUCCGCGAGGAGAACUCGGAAUUCUCAGACAUGCCUCGCGACUGGAGCUGGGCAUGCCGGUCGAUAUUCAUGUACACGCGCUUACAGAGAAUGCGCACUGUCUGCAACCGCCAUGAAAUCAACGACCCCAACUAUCGCGAGUACUUGGGCCUGCCCCGUGUGCUCUGGAUCCGUCACCUCUUGUGUGUUUCUGAGAAGGAGAACAACAUCUUGUUUGGAACCUGGACAUCAAACGUCGGCAAGUCUAACAUGGACAAGGCUGCAGGUGGGGUUCUUUGUAAGGACGUUGUGAAUCUGAAGCUUGCAACAGUAUGCUGUGGCCGUACCACAGAGUGA
Aureobasidium melanogenum CBS 110374 is the source of this 1377-nucleotide messenger RNA. RefSeq lists its product as uncharacterized. The record is from RefSeq and is a predicted model, not a curated record. The transcript is spliced from 3 exons. Bases 1 to 1377 code for a protein of 458 amino acids. Lineage: Eukaryota; Fungi; Ascomycota; Dothideomycetes; Dothideales; Saccotheciaceae.